This is a messenger RNA of Caenorhabditis remanei, 1050 nucleotides long. RefSeq lists its product as uncharacterized. The record is from RefSeq and is a predicted model, not a curated record. Gene Ontology annotation, molecular function: zinc ion binding; oxidoreductase activity. The transcript has 3 exons. Lineage: Eukaryota; Metazoa; Nematoda; Chromadorea; Rhabditida; Rhabditidae. The coding region runs from base 1 to 1050 and encodes 349 amino acids.
AUGACCAUUGAACUCCCAGCCACCCAACGUGCUCUCGUCUUCGAUACCUGGAAUGGACCACUAGAAGUGAGACAAGUUCCAGUUCCAACUCCAGCUGAUGAUGAGAUCCUUGUCAAAAUCGAAUAUUCUGGAAUCUGCCACUCCGAUCUUCACGUUUGGCUUGGAGACUUGAAAGGAAUGAGUGUCUGCCCAUUGGUUGGAGGACACGAAGGAGCUGGAAGUGUUGUUCAAGUUGGAAAGAAUGUUACCGGAUGGGAACUCGGAGACAAGGCUGGAGUCAAGCUCAUGAACUUCAACUGCCUCAACUGUGAAUUCUGUAAGAAGGGACAUGAGCCACUCUGCCACCACAUCCAAAACUACGGAUUCGAUCGCUCUGGAACCUUCCAAGAGUACCUCACUAUCCGUGGAGUCGACGCUGCCAAGAUCAAUAAAGACACCAAUCUCGCUGCCGCUGCUCCGAUUCUCUGUGCUGGAGUUACCGUAUACAAGGCACUCAAGGAAUCAAAUGUGAAGCCAGGACAGAUUGUUGUGCUUACUGGAGCUGGAGGAGGUCUUGGAUCUCUUGCUAUUCAGUAUGCUAAUGCUAUGGGAAUGAGAGUUGUCGCAAUGGAUCACGCAAGCAAAGAAGCUCACUGCAAGAAUCUUGGAGCCGAGUGGUUUGUCGAUGCUUUCGACACUCCAGAUAUUGUGUCCCACAUCACAAAACUCACUGAAGGAGGACCACAUGGAGUUAUCAACUUCGCCGUUGCCAGAAAGCCAAUGGAGCAAGCUGUUGAAUACGUCAGAAAGCGCGGAACAGUUGUCUUCGUUGGACUUCCAAAGGACUCAAAGGUCACCUUCGAUACCACUCCAUUCAUUUUCAACGCUAUCACCAUCAAAGGAUCAAUCGUCGGAUCUCGUCUUGAUGUCGACGAAGCAAUGGAAUUCGUGACUCGUGGAAUCGUCAAGGUCCCAUUGGAACUCGUCAGACUUGAGGACGUUCCGGCUGUCUACCAAAAGAUGAUUGACGGAAAGAUCACUUCUCGAGCCGUUGUCGACUUCUCCUUGUAA